This is a messenger RNA of Naumovozyma dairenensis CBS 421, 2352 nucleotides long. It is a transcript of the gene ACO1, whose product is annotated as aconitate hydratase ACO1. Lineage: Eukaryota; Fungi; Ascomycota; Saccharomycetes; Saccharomycetales; Saccharomycetaceae. Gene Ontology annotation, molecular function: 4 iron, 4 sulfur cluster binding; aconitate hydratase activity. Gene Ontology annotation, biological process: tricarboxylic acid cycle. The record is from RefSeq and is a predicted model, not a curated record. The transcript has a single exon. Bases 1 to 2352 code for a protein of 783 amino acids. Gene Ontology annotation, cellular component: mitochondrion; cytosol.
AUGUUGUCUGCACGUUCCUCCAUUUUGAGGAAUCCAGUCCUAAAGAGAGGUCUAGCUACCGCUACUAAUUUAACAAGAGAUUCUAAAGUACAUCAAAAUCUAUUAGAGGAUCAUUCAUUCAUCAAUUACAAACAGAAUGUCGAAAAUUUGAAAAUCGUCAAAGAAAGGUUGAACAACAGACCAUUAACAUACGCUGAGAAGAUCCUUUAUUCUCAUCUUGACAAUCCACAGGAGCAAGAUAUUGAAAGAGGUGUCUCUUAUUUGAAAUUGAGACCUGAUCGUGUCGCUUGUCAAGAUGCUACCGCUCAAAUGGCAAUCUUACAAUUCAUGUCUGCUGGUUUACCAGAAGUUGCCAAACCAGUCACUGUCCAUUGUGACCAUUUAAUUCAAGCUCAAAUAGGUGGUGAAAAGGAUUUGAAAAGAGCAAUUGACAUAAAUAAAGAAGUCUAUGAUUUCUUAACUACUGCUACUGCUAAAUAUAAUAUGGGUUUCUGGGGUCCAGGUUCAGGUAUUAUUCAUCAAAUCGUUUUGGAAAAUUACGCCUUCCCAGGUGCUUUAAUUAUUGGUACUGAUUCUCAUACUCCAAAUGCAGGUGGGUUGGGUCAAUUAGCCAUCGGUGUAGGUGGUGCUGAUGCAGUCGAUGUUAUGGCAGAUCUACCAUGGGAAUUGAAAGCUCCAAAGAUUUUAGGUGUAAAAUUAACUGGUAAGAUGAACGGUUGGACCUCUCCAAAGGAUAUCAUUUUGAAAUUAGCCGGUAUCACUACUGUUAAAGGUGGUACUGGUAAGAUUGUAGAAUAUUUCGGUCCUGGUGUUGACACUUUCUCAGCUACUGGUAUGGGUACUAUUUGUAAUAUGGGUGCCGAAAUUGGUGCAACUACCUCCGUCUUCCCAUUUAAUAAAUCAAUGGUUGAUUAUUUGAAGGCAACUCGUCGUGGUGAAAUUGCUGAUUUUGCUCAACUAUAUCAAAAGGACUUCUUAUCUGCUGAUAAAGGUUGUGAAUAUGACGAAAUCGUAGAACUUGAUUUGACUACUUUAGAACCAUACGUUAACGGUCCAUUUACUCCAGAUUUAGCUACCCCAAUUUCCAAAAUGAAAGAUGUAGCAGUUGCCUCUGGGUGGCCAUUAGAUAUUAGAGUUGGUUUAAUUGGUUCUUGUACGAACUCAUCAUACGAAGAUAUGUCUCGUUCUGCAUCGAUUAUUAAAGAUGCUGCCUCUCAUGGUUUAAAAGCAAAGACUAUUUUCACUGUUACUCCAGGUUCGGAACAAAUUAGAGCUACUAUUGAACGUGAUGGUCAAUUGCAAACUUUCAAAGAAUUUGGUGGUAUCGUCUUAGCAAAUGCCUGUGGUCCAUGUAUUGGUCAAUGGGAUCGUCAAGAUAUUAAGAAAGGUGAGAAGAAUACAAUCGUCUCAUCUUAUAAUAGAAAUUUCACUUCAAGAAACGAUGGUAACCCUCAAACACAUGCAUUCGUUGCCUCUCCAGAAUUAGUUACAGCUUUUGCCAUUGCUGGUGAUUUAAGAUUUAACCCUAUCACUGAUAAAUUGAAAGAUAAGGAUGGUAAUGAAUUUUUAUUGAAACCACCUUUCGGUAAUGGGUUACCAGAAGAUGGUUACGAUCCAGGUGAAGAUACUUAUACUGCUCCACCAGCAGAUCGUGCAGCUGUUGCCGUCAGUAUUGCUCCAACUUCUGAACGUUUACAAGUUUUGAAAGCAUUUGAACCUUGGAAUGGUAAAGAUGCCUUAGAUAUGCCAAUUUUAAUCAAAGCUUUAGGUAAGACCACUACUGAUCAUAUUUCUAUGGCUGGUCCUUGGUUGAAAUAUAGAGGUCAUUUAGAAAAUAUCUCUAACAAUUAUAUGAUUGGUGCAAUCAAUGCUGAAAACAAGAAAGCCAACAGUAUUAGAAAUGUUUACACUGGUGAAUAUAAGGGUGUUCCAGAUACUGCUAGAGACUAUAGAGAUCAAGGUAUUAAAUGGGUUGUCAUUGGUGAUGAAAAUUUCGGUGAAGGUUCCUCUCGUGAGCAUGCCGCUUUAGAACCAAGAUUCCUAGGUGGUUUCGCCAUCAUUACUAGGUCAUUUGCUCGUAUUCAUGAAACUAACUUGAAGAAACAAGGUCUAUUACCAUUGAACUUUAAGAACCCAGCUGAUUACGAUAAGAUUAACCCAGAUGAUAGAAUUGAUAUUGUUGGGCUAGAUAAGUUGGCUCCAGGUGUUGACGUUACUAUGAAGGUUCAUCCAAAGGAUGGUCAAGUAUGGGAAGCUCCUUUAACUCACACAUUUAACAGUGAACAAAUUGAAUGGUUUAAGAGUGGGUCUGCCUUAAAUAAGAUCAAGAAAGAUAGAACAGGUUCAUUGUAA